Molecule: messenger RNA, 983 nt
Organism: Caenorhabditis sp. 36 PRJEB53466
Lineage: Eukaryota; Metazoa; Nematoda; Chromadorea; Rhabditida; Rhabditidae
Source: the annotation of a GenBank genome assembly
AUGGAGAUGCUGAACACGUUGCGGGAUACGCUGAGCAGUGUGCAAGCAGAAUUGAGCACGGGAGUCGAGAAGCUCCGAAUGAAUGUGACGGCGAACAUGGCCGCGCAACAAAAGUGAGAAUUCGGUGACAAAUAAGCUUGUGGAAGUACGAUUCAAAGUACAUCCCGUUCCUCUUUCGAUUCGUCUGACACAUACGCACAAACAUUCACUUGAAUUUGCAUAAAACCGGCGAGUCGGUGCGUUGACGCACCCAAAUACUCCUUUCGAGUCAGCACUAUUCCCAUUUUACCUCAAUUUCAAAAUGUAUUUCUGGAGAUCGGAGCAAGUUUUCGAUUUGUUUUCAGUUUUCUUAAUUUUUCUCGUUUCAGAGUUUCAACCGAAUCUAUAAACGAGGUGUUGAACACUGGCGCCGGAAAUGAACUCCUUCAGAAGUGAGCUCAUCAAUUUUUUUCCCAAAAACUGACUAUUUUUUCAGUUUCCAAAAGCUCAUCGCCGAAGUCGAGGAGACCGGCGCGGAAGGCGGCCGUCUGGCGAAUCUAUGCAGCACCCGAAUGGGUCGAUGUCAGCAAAUGUGCAAAGAAAAGGCGGACGCCGUCAUGGAAAUCGACGAAUUCAUGCGAAACUCGGCAGAGUUCGACAAGAAGAUCCGCGAGGUCAACAGCCAAAUCAUAAAACUUUCGCGAUUCUGUGAUCAAACCGAGCAGGCGAUGACCUAUUUGGAGGCGUUGUGCCAAGUGGCUCACACAGAAGGAGAAGUCGAUUUGAUCAGGCAGCAGGCGAGAUCGGCGGCCACAAUUGUGCAAAUUGAAUGCGACUCGCCCAGUGUGCUCACUUGUUAGUUUCUUUGCGGAAUAUCCGACUUCUAAAUAUUUUUUUCCUUUCCAGCCGCUCUCCGCUCCCGUCCAGAAGACGCGGAAAAAGCGCAACAAGAGGAAGUGAUGCUCGAGGAGUUUUUGUCUUCGAAGAACCUCCAGAUCCCGUGA